AUGUCUUUAUGUCUUCCCCCAAAGUUAUUACAAACUCCUAUGCAAAAUACUAGAAUUAAGGCUCACGAAAUGGAUGGAUAUAGGAUAUGGGCCUGCAGUCUGUGUUCAGUCUAUACGCCACAGGAUACAUUAUCAAUAUCUGGUAUAAUGCAAAAGGCUGGCAUUGAAGUUAACGAGAAAGGAAGCACAGUAUAUGCUGCUACAGAAAUUGUCCUGACCAAUAAAUUUGGCAACGAUCGCGAGGUAUUCUUCUCGGCAACAAGACCUUUUAUGUUUUUCAUUCAAGACGAGACAAGUGGAACAAUUCUAUUCAUAGGAGAAGUUUAG
Ctenocephalides felis (cat flea) is the source of this 327-nucleotide messenger RNA. RefSeq names its product serine protease inhibitor 27A-like. The transcript has 3 exons. The coding region runs from base 1 to 327 and encodes 108 amino acids. The record is from RefSeq and is a predicted model, not a curated record. NCBI's taxonomy places the organism in Eukaryota, Metazoa, Arthropoda, Insecta, Siphonaptera, Pulicidae.